This is a messenger RNA of Closterium sp. Yama58-4, 699 nucleotides long. The record is from the annotation of a GenBank genome assembly. NCBI's taxonomy places the organism in Eukaryota, Viridiplantae, Streptophyta, Zygnematophyceae, Desmidiales, Closteriaceae.
AUGGGGAUGGAUGGAGGGGAGGGGGAGGAUGGGAGAGAUGGAGGGGAGGAGGGAGGAGAGGAGGGAGGUGAGGGGGAAGCGAGUGAGGAGGAGGAGGAUGCAGGGCAGGCGAAGAAGUCUGUGUGGCGGCACUUGAGGCAUCUACAGCAAGCCGUGUCGCUGCUGGCAAUGGAGCACAAGCCGUCGUGCUCGCUGCAGCACCUGCGCUCGCUGUGUCCAGACCUGAACGCGAAUCAGCUGGUGCAUCUGUGCGUGUGGUACCAGGACGACUGCUACAGCACACAGGGGCUGCCCGCUGCUGUGGUGGACCAGCUGUGGGGGGAGGUGGAUGAACGCACGCCCAUGCUGCUGCAAGAGAGCCCCAGGACCCCUGUGAGCAUAGCAGACAGCACGGAGUGGUUUCCCUUCAUUCAUCACGAUGCCGCCAACCCGCAGUUCCCCGCCUUCCUGCGCUCGCUGCUGCUCAAGCGAGCCUCCUCCACACGCUCCUCCCUGCACACCCCCGCCAGCAGCACUGACAGCCACCUGCUGCCCCACAGCACCCCACUCCUGGGGCCGCAGUUGCAUGGCUUACAGUCACAUGGCAUACAGUCACACGGAGUACAGUCACAUGGGGUACAGUCACAUAAGCCAGGGAUGAAUCGCCACUCGCAUCAUCGAGUAACCAAUGGGGAUUUGCAGAGAGGCUGGCUCGCUUAA